Danio rerio (zebrafish) is the source of this 3485-nucleotide messenger RNA. The record is from RefSeq and is a predicted model, not a curated record. Lineage: Eukaryota; Metazoa; Chordata; Actinopteri; Cypriniformes; Danionidae.
AGGUUUCCACACGGUUUUGUUUUUCGUCUUCUUCGCUGUGGAUGCUUUGCUUUGGAAUGCAACUAAAAAAAGGCGUUACCUAUCUCUCAUCAGUGAUAUGGUUUAAUGUACUUGCAUAUUUAAGUUUGAGUAGCGACAUGUUUUUAUGUACUUACAUAUGCAUUUUUACUAGCAGCAGGAGUUUGCUGGAACACUAGUGAGUAAGGAAGCGUCACGCUUGCGUCCAAAAAAAAAAAGAGAUGUCUGGUGGGGUAUAAAUUGUUCAAACUUGUGUCAGAACGUCUGCACCGACUGCAGAUGGUGCGGAAACCAGCCAGGACUUCACUAAAGCUGACAACACUCAAACAGAAGGACUGAAAAUCUACUGGUCUCAUAUUCACUGCAUACACAAACUCUGGUCGAACCAGCUCAGUUGUUAGAUCCUGUAAUCUGACUAAUCCAACAGAGUUUGUUUGGAAUUGACUUACUGAAAUCAACUAAUACAUCAUGGCUCAUGAACAGGACUACCACACUCUAAUGUCUGGACUGCAAGAGCUUAAUUUUGAAGGGAAUCCAGUCCCCUGUAAUCUAAUACUAAUAGGUGAACAUUCCUUUCCCCUUUUCAUUAAUCCAUGUGGUCAGGUACUGAUGGCUGCAUCUCAUUAUGGUCAGGGACGUGUGGUGGUGUUGGGACAUGAAAAUUACUUAAGACGCUUUCCUGGCCUGAUAAUGAAUGCCUUGACAUGGCUCAGGCCAGAUACCCGAGAUGCCGGGGUUGUAGGGAUUCAGAGUCGUUUACAUGCAGUAGCUGAAAACUUGAACCACUGCAAUAUCAAGACAGAGCUAGGAGACUUUCGGAAUGACUUAUCUGUAUAUAUCACAGAUUCUUACAGUGUUGAGACAUGUGCAAAGGAUCUGAUAGCUUUUCUCAAAGCUGGGGGUGGUUUAAUCAUUGCUGGACAAGCCUGGCACUGGUCUUAUGGACACCCACAAGAAAACAUUUUGAGGAACUUUCCAGGUAACAAGGUCUGCAGUGUUGCAGGGAUUUACUUUACAGAGCAGACCGGAGAAGUCGGCACCUUUCCUGUUCCUGGAAAUAUCCCUUCUAGUUGGCGAGCUUGGUCAAAACCCAAUAACUUUAAAAAGGAUCUAGAGUUCUUGCUGGAAGAUGUGUCCGAGUUUGACACUCGAGGUGAUGCUGUAGCAUAUGAGGUGUUGGUGCACGGACCAUUGGCAUUUCCCAUCGCUCUCACUCCAGAUGGAAAACCAUUCGUUGCCGGUGCCUAUUAUGGGCUAGGUCGAGUAAUUCUGGUAUCCCAUGAAUGCUACCUGAGCAAGAAAACUAUGUCCACUUUCAUGAUCAAUGCUGUCAAGUGGCUUGAUGAGGGUCGCCAGGGUGUUGUUGGGAUCUUACCAAGGCUUAAAGCAGCCCAUGAGGUGCUGGCCAAAUCUGGCUUAGAUUGUAAGCUGACUGAUUUCAGAGAUGACCUUAGCGUCUACGUCUGCACUUCCUACAGUGAUGCCCACUGUGCAGAGAUCCAAGAAUUUGUUGCAGAAGGAGGAGGACUUCUGAUUGGUGGUCAUGCUUGGAAUUGGGCCCAGACCCACCGAGGAUGCAAUGUGAUGACUGACAACCCAGGAAACCGCAUUCUUAACAAGAUGGGAUUGAGCCUAUUGGGAAAUACCUUGAGUGGAGGUUUAUAUAAAGCUCCAGAAGUAGAGCAUAGUAGUGAAGAGGGGUAUUACUUUUGGAGAAUGCUGCAGCGAUUUGCUGAACAUGUCAAAUUAGGACAAAAACUGACUGAUCAAGAACAGGACUACCUGAAGCAGCUGGGCAACGAUUGUGCCAGUUACCUUCGCAUGCGCUGUUAUGAUAGUGCCGCUUACACUUCAGUGUUAGCUCUUCUUACUGACAUAGUGAAGAUGCCAGGUUUUCCACAAGUGAGUAGUACCUGUCCUGUGGAAAGUCCCAAAGACCGCAUGAUGCUCCACAUUGGUAAGGAGGUCUACAAAGUGACACCUGAUCCUGAUGCCCUUCUUCCAUACAUCAUCAAGGACAGACCCAAUUUGCCCACUGUGUCUAAUGCAAGAGUUCGGAUCACUGCCAACACUGCAGAUUCAGAAGAAUGGAUCAGCACUGGCUUAUAUCUUUGUCCUGGUAUGAAGACAUACAUCACAAUACCUCAAGAGAUCAUUGGAACUAAUUGGCAGGUACAGCUUGGUUGUCAGACAAAUAACAUUGGUGGAUCAAACGUCCUCAAGCGAGCUCCUGUGGUCCAUGAGCGAUUCCCCUUGGACUCAGAAAAGGUCCAGGUCUGUAAUCUGUGGGGAGGACUCAUCUACUUCGUAGCACCUCCUGAAAGCAAAGUUGAUGGGGUGGAAAUUGUUGUGCAGACCGCAGUACAGGCUCCAUACUUCAAGUCUGGAGAGACCAGUGUAGCUGACUGGGUGGGCAAGAUUCGUCAGAGACCUGCUCCCUGGGCAGAACUUGAGUUUGAAAACCUCGUCAUGACCUUGCCCUCAGAUUUCAUUCGGAAUCUGGAGCGCCCUGAUCAGGUGGCUAAACUUUGGGAUGCCAUAAUGAGAAGCGUAAGUGACUUGGCAGCAACUCCAGCCAAAUUCCCCCGCAAGGAGCGAUUUGUAGGAGAUGUUCAGAUCUCUGCUGGUUUCAUGCAUUCUGGAUAUCCCAUAAUGAUGCUCUCCAGUUCUGCUUCAGAAUUACUAAAUGUGAAGGAAGCCCAUAAACAUGAUUUCUGGGGACCACUUCACAAGUUGGGCCAUAACCAGCAGCGUAAGGUUUGGGAGUUUCCUCCACACACCACUGAGUGCACCUGCAACCUGUGGUCAGUGUACGUCCAUGAGAAAGUGCUGGGUGUGAAUAAGGCUAAAGCUCAUCCAUGCAUGACUCUACAAAGCCGGCAGGAACGCAUCAAGGAGUAUUUCAGUGGUGGUAAAGAUUUUGAAAACUGGAAUACUUGGACAGCACUCGAGACUUACAUGCAGCUUCAGGAGAAAUUCGGCUGGGAUGCCUUUAAGAAAGUAUUUUCUCUCUACCAUGAUAUGAAAGAUGUCCCAAAUGACAACGCAGGCAAGAUGAAUCUAUAUGCCAAGACCUUCUCCAAGGUGGUCAACCACAACUUGUCUCCAUUCUUCAAAGUGUGGGGUUGGCCCAUCCAGCCCAACACAGAACAGGAGCUGUCCCAUCUGCCAGCAUGGAGAGACCAUCCUGUUAGCCAGUAUGCUUAAGAACAUGUUGGAUAGCAAUGAAUUAUGCACAGUUUUGAAUAUGGAGUUUAAAAAAACAUUACCAUAAUCAUGUUUUACUUUUCAUUUGAUUAGUGCAUAGAUGAUAUAUAUCAGUGUGAGGUGCUUGCAUGUUAUUUAAAGCACUUAUUAAUCAAAUGCAGCUGUAUAGUUAGUGGGCUAAAGAUAAAUGUAACCAGAAAAUAGGCAUUUUUGAAUGUAAGAAAUAAUUCUCAACUCAAUAAAUAAAUCACAAUAAUUAA